Molecule: messenger RNA, 908 nt
Organism: Hydractinia symbiolongicarpus
Lineage: Eukaryota; Metazoa; Cnidaria; Hydrozoa; Anthoathecata; Hydractiniidae
Exons: 1
Coding region: 171-893 (240 amino acids)
Source: RefSeq, a predicted model, not a curated record
UUGUAUUUCUAUUUUUUGUCUCUACUUUCUUCGUGAUUACACGUUGCUCUCUUCCACCUAACGUGCAACGUCGCGAAAUGACGUUGUCGCGAUUCCUAUUCGAAACUUGAAUUCUUCGUUCACUGGGAGGUUGUUACUACCACAAUGCUGUGUCUCCUGAGAGGUUUUCAAUGUACAAAAAGCUUUUUGGAACUUUGUUUAGAUCCUCAAUUCCUGACAAUGACAAUUCGCAGGACACGCAAAAACGGAGUGAACCAGCUGAGGAGAUUGCACAACCUGAAACAGCUGUGGUUGCAAAAAAACGUGGCAGACCUUCAAAAAAGUCAUCCGAAAAAAGAGAUUGGGAUGAUGACGAAAUCUUUGUUCUUAUUGAAACUUGGUCGAAUCACGAUAAUCUCUACAACACCAGAAACAGCCAAUAUUUUAAUCGUGAUACACGACAAAAAUCUCUUGAAAAAAUUCAGAAAGAAUUAGCAGACCAAGGUAUUUUUGCUUCAGUGAAAGAUAUUGCAGAUAAACUCACGAAUCUAAAGACAUACUAUGGUGGUCAAAAAAGAUCUGUCGAAUCUUCAAAGGCCAGUGGCGCUGGAGCUGAUGAUGUUUACGAGAGUAAUUGGAAGUUCUUUCAAGUUUUGCACUUUUUAAAUGAUUCGUUUACUCCAAGAAAAACUUUCAGCAAUGCCGAUGAAAAUUCAACGUACGAGGUCUUGAAUCCACCCUCAGCAAAAAGCGCAAAGAAGAUUCGCGAUUCGAGCAUGGAGACAGCGCAAAAAGUUAUGCAUUCUGCGGCUGCAGCUUUGGAAAAGUUAAAUGAGAAAAGGUCAAACGGAGGAGCUGAAAGGAAAGAAAAAACGGAAGAUGAAGUUUUUUGUGAAUUGCUGUGCAAAAUAUAAACAAGUAUUCCGAAU